AUGAACUUGGAGACAACUUUUAUCAGACUGCGUGGCCUUCCCUUUGCCGCUAAAGAAGCGGAUGUUCGUGAGUUUCUGCAAGGGAUCGCAGCAGAGUCGAUAACAUUUACACUGACCCCAUCAGGACGUGCAAGUGGCGAGUGCUAUGUUGAAUUAGGUGACGUUGAUGACGUUAAAGAAGCACUCAAACUGGACAGAAACGAAAUCAGCGGACGAUAUAUUGAAGUGUUCGCGGUGCCUCAAAGUGAGUUAUCAAUGAUGAUUCACCAUGGUAUCAUUCGAAGAAAAGGUGAACCCGAAAGUAGGUACGCAAGUAAUUUUGUGGUUCGUCUCAGAGGACUUCCUUAUAGCGCUACUGUCGAUGAUAUCAAAAGUUUCUUCAAAGGGUUGGAUGUAUGUGACGUUGUAAUCGACAAGGAGCAGGGGGGUCGUCCUUCAGGGGAGGCUUUCGUUCGGUUGGCAACCAAAGAACAUGCUGAACUGGCUCUCGAAAGGAGCAGAAACAACAUGGGCACGAGAUAUAUUGAAGUAUUUCGAAGUUCGGAUGAAGAGAUGGACAAUAGUUAUUAUACGUCACGAGGAAUACCUCCACCACUGAGUGGUCCAGUUCCAUUGCGUGGUCUCAAUCUUGCUCCUGAACUUCGUUAUGGUGGCGGUUAUAUGAAUCGUUUCGGUGGAGCGCUGCUGCGGGGUGGAAUGAAUUACGUUCGACAUUCGCCGUACGACCGUCGUUAUGCACAUCAUCGAUACGAACCGAAUGAUUUCGAUGAGUUCGAUUACGAUGCUGCUGCUAAAGUUUAUAUGCGAGGAUUACCUUAUAACGUCACUGCAAUCGAUAUCGAGCAAUUUUUUAAGCCAUUGAAUUGUGUUGAAAUAAAGCUCGGUUAUAAUGACGACCGAAGAUUGUCCGGCGAUGGCAUUGUUUUAUUCUCUACGAUGGCUGAAGCACACGAUGCUCUCUCAAGAAAUAAGAAUAACAUUGGAUCGAGAUAUAUUGAGCUGUUCCCAGGUACAAGUGUACCUUAUCCAACCAAGUACACUACAUUCCGAUUGGUUGGAGGCACGGGUCCAUCAGGCCGUGGUCCCUUCGGACGUUAUACUUCAUUUGCAGAUGACGAUGACUACGUUGGAUACGGUUUCGGCGGUCAACAGUUUUAUAACGAUCAGUAUGAAGGUCGACAGUCGCGAUACAGCGCUCGUGAAUGGGGUGAGCCAGCACGUAGCGGUCCGAUGUGGUAG
Anisakis simplex (herring worm) is the source of this 1239-nucleotide messenger RNA. The record is from the annotation of a GenBank genome assembly. Lineage: Eukaryota; Metazoa; Nematoda; Chromadorea; Rhabditida; Anisakidae.